GAACCACAAAUCGGUGAUGGUUAUAAGACGAAAUCAGGUUGUUGGUGGCAUCACAUAUCGUCCAUACGUCAGCCAAAAAUUUGGGGAGAUAGCCUUUUGUGCUAUAACAGCUGAUGAACAAGUAAAAGGAUACGGUACCAGAUUGAUGAAUCACUUAAAACAGCAUGCACGUGAUGUUGAUGGCCUAACUCAUUUUCUCACGUAUGCGGACAAUAAUGCUGUUGGCUACUUCACCAAGCAGGGUUUCACGAAAGAAAUACACUUGGAGAAGGACAGAUGGCAGGGGUACAUAAAAGACUACGAUGGAGGAAUCCUUAUGGAAUGCAAAAUUGAUCCAAAACUUCCAUACACUGAUCUGUCUACCAUGAUUCGCCGUCAGAGGCAGGCAAUUGACGAGAAGAUAAGAGAGCUUUCAAACUGCCACAUUGUUUAUCCCGGACUUGAUUUUCAGAAGAAGGAGGCAGGAAUUCCCAAAAAAUCCAUCAAAGUUGAGGAGUUCCCGGGGUUGAAGGAGGCUGGAUGGACACCUGAUCAAUGGGGCUUCUCACGUUACAGAGCCUUAAACUCUGCUGACGGGAUCUCAAAUCAAAAACAUUUGACUCCAUUCAUGCGCUCACUUCUCAAGUCAAUGAACGACCACGUUGAUGCAUGGCCAUUCAAGGAACCAGUUGAUUCUCGUGAUGUGCCUGAUUAUUAUGAAAUUAUUAAGGAUCCAGUGGAUCUAAAGACGAUGUCUAAAAGGGUGGAUUCGGAACAAUAUUACGUCACUUUCGAGAUGUUUGUUGCAGAUGUGAGAAGAAUGUUUGUUAAUGCACGGACGUACAAUGCUCCUGAGACGAUUUAUUAUAAAUGUGCCACAAGGCUGGAAGCACAUUUUCAAAGUAGACUUCAAUCAGGUCUACAAUCUGCUAACAAAAUUCAACCAUAACAUUUGCAAUGGCCAAUGAAGAUAAAUCUUAGUUGUACAGAUUAUUUUCAGUUGUAACCUUAUUACAGUCAAUUCUAGCAUUUCCUUCUAGUUCUAACACUGAUUCCUAAUUGUUUAGGGUGAGGAUUUCCCCAACUCCUUUUCCCCUAUAGAUCAUGGGAUUGUAUCAUAUAUUUUCUAGUAAAAUUGAUUUAUGAGAUAGAGCAUAGCUUAGUUUCA
This is a messenger RNA of Momordica charantia (bitter melon), 1147 nucleotides long. Lineage: Eukaryota; Viridiplantae; Streptophyta; Magnoliopsida; Cucurbitales; Cucurbitaceae. The record is from RefSeq and is a predicted model, not a curated record.